CAUAUACUAUAAGAGAAGUCUUAUAGUUUUGAAGAAAAUGUUAGGUAAGAAGUUAAUGGUGUUAGACUAUUAGCUCACAACUACAAAUAAUAUCCUAAUUCGACUAUACCAAACAAAAAUGUAGCAAAAGUAAGGCUUCCAUUACUUUAGUUUUUAACUUUUUUUUUUUAGUUUUUAAAUAACUCUUAAUCCUUAAGCUAUAUACAUACAAGUAGUAAGCAUAUCCACAAACAAGACAAAGUUCAAAAUGGCCGGUGGAGGAUUUGCCAUUGAUGCACCUUCCAAUGGCUUUGAUGGAAAGAUAACACUCUCAGUUAUCAUUACUUGUAUCGUUGCUGCAUCCAGUGGACUCAUUUUUGGAUAUGAUGUUGGGAUUUCAGGAGGUGUCACAACAAUGGUGCCAUUUCUCAAAAAAUUCUUCCCUGACAUUCUAAGAAGAAAUGUAGUUGGUACCCAAGUAAACAUGUAUUGUGUGUAUGACAAUCAAAUGUUGACAUUAUUUACCUCUUCUCUGUAUCUAGCUGCUUUAGUGUCAUCACUUGCAGCUAGUAAAGUCACUACAGCUAUGGGUCGAAGAAACACCAUUAUAUUGGGUGGUGCCAUCUUUCUCGUUGGUGCCGCCAUCAAUGGAGGUUCUAAAAAUAUUGCUAUGCUCAUAUUCGGCCGAAUCCUUCUUGGUUUUGGGAUCGGUUUCACUAGUCAGGCCACACCACUAUACCUUUCUGAAAUUGCUCCACCAAAAUGGCGAGGAGCUUUCAACUCAGGCUUCCAAUUAUUUAUUGGAAUAGGUGUGGUUGCAGCAGUUUGCAUAAAUUACAUUACUGCUAAGCACACGUGGGGUUGGCGACUCUCUCUUGGACUAGCAGUGGUUCCUGCAGCUGUGAUGACAAUUGGAGCUUUUUUCAUAACCGACACACCUAACAGUUUAGUCAAACAUGGAAAUAUAGACCAAGCCAGAAAAGCAUUGCAUAAAAUAAGAGGAUUCUCCAUUGAUAUUGAACCUGAGUUAGAAGAAUUGAUUAAGUGGACAGAAAUUGCAAAAUCAGUGCAACAAGAGCCGUUUAUGACCAUAUUUGAGAGAAAUUAUCGACCUCAUUUGGUCAUGGCAUUUGCAAUCCCGUUCUUCCAACAACUCACAGGAAUCAACAUUGUCGCUUUCUAUUCACCUAACCUCUUUCAAUCUGUUGGUUUGGGAAACAGUGGCGCUUUACUUUGUGCCAUAAUACUUGGACUUGUCAACCUUGCCUCUAUCCUGGUAUCUGCUGCUUUUGUUGAUCGGUUUGGUCGAAGAUUCUUGUUCAUUACAGGUGGCAUUCUAAUGCUUUUUUGUUUGAUUGCAGUGUCUGCAGUGCUAGCUUUGGUGACUGGUGUUGAUGGUACAAAGAACAUAUCAAAGGCCAAUGCAAUAUUAGUAUUGGUGUUUCUGUGUUUCUAUGCUGCAGGUUUUGGUAUGUCCUGGGGCCCACUCACUUGGCUAAUUCCAAGUGAAAUUUUUCCCUUAAAAAUUAGAACAACUGGACAGAGCAUAGCUGUUGGUGUGCAAUUCAUAACCUUAUUUGUGUUAUCACAAACAUUCUUGACAAUGUUUUGCCACUUUAAGUUUGGUGCUUUCUUAUUCUAUGCAUUUUGGGUUAAAUUGAUGACUCUAUUUAUUAUUUUCUUCUUGCCUGAGACAAAAGGAAUUGCUUUGGAGUCAAUGCACGUCAUAUGGGGCAAACAUUGGUUUUGGAAGCGCUUCGUCAAAGAAGAAGUUGAUAACAACAAUCUUCCAUGAAGUAAUGAUCACUUAAUUUAUAUAAAGUUAUUAUAUCUAUGCAAACUAAAAGAUGAUAAUUGUUAGAUCUGCUAGCUAUAUAAAGUUAUAUGUAAAAACAAUCUUCCAUGAAGUAAUGAUCACUUAAGUUAUAUUAUAUCAUCAGGUUUUGUGGAAA
This is a messenger RNA of Trifolium pratense (red clover), 1931 nucleotides long. RefSeq names its product sugar transport protein 5-like. NCBI's taxonomy places the organism in Eukaryota, Viridiplantae, Streptophyta, Magnoliopsida, Fabales, Fabaceae. The coding region runs from base 248 to 1774 and encodes 508 amino acids. Gene Ontology annotation, molecular function: monosaccharide transmembrane transporter activity. The record is from RefSeq and is a predicted model, not a curated record. Gene Ontology annotation, cellular component: membrane. The transcript is spliced from 4 exons. Gene Ontology annotation, biological process: monosaccharide transmembrane transport.